CUGGCCGUCUCCCGGCUCUCACUCUCGGUGUGUUCUCUCAUGUCUUUGUGUCUCACUGCAGAGGAGCGGAGCAGCCGGCGUGCUCUAUUGUCUACUGCUAGUUGCGCUCCCCCGCCGGCUGCUCCCCCCCACCCCCAUCCCCCGGUGAUGCUGAGAGCGGGGCACUAGUUCCAGGACAGUGAGGAGCUCCCCCCGGCCCGGCAGGGAUACAAUGAAGGAUCUGAAGAAGUAUAUGACAGAAGGUCUGCUGCAGUUCACCAUCCUGCUGAGCCUGGUCGGGGUGAGGGUGGAUCUGGAGUCUUACUUGCCCCCCAUCCGGGAGAUCAUUCUGGGGAGCAGCUCUGCCUAUUCCCCCAUUCCCUUCCACAGCCUCAGCCUGCACCCCAAGAGCCCGGAGCUGGACUCCUUCUUCACCGCCAGGAGGCUGCUGGACGAGGUGAGGGCGCUGGGGGACCCCCAUAUCCCCAGGACUGAGCUCAGCGCCUGGUUGGUUCACGCCGUAACCGGGGAUGCCGAGGCUGGACCGGUCAGCGUUCUGCUGGGAACCAAUGAGGAGAGCCCUGCUGACCCCCCAAGUGACAAUGAGGGCCCCAGCCAGACACCUGCCAGGAGCAGCAACCUGCAGCCUAGCCAUGACCCCCCAUCCCAACCACACAUCGCUACCGAGGCCGGCCCUGGAGACUAUACCAAAGAGACACAAGAUGAAAAGCUGGGAUAUGCUGCUGAUUCCUAUGGUUACAACUACCUUCAGAGUGAGAAUGGGAAGAGAGGACUGGACGAGGACGUAGCUCAGCAAAAUGGCCAGGAUGGCACAAUUGGAGCCGCUAGAAAUACGGAUUCAAGUGCCAACAGCAACCUAAGAUCAGAGAUUGAAGGAAACACAACAGAGCCUUCUCUUUUCUUUGAAGAAUUUAUUCAGCUGCUAGCACAAACGGAAAAUGCACUAGAGGGCACAAGUGAAACUUCUCUUCAGAACACUCAGCCCUCCCCCCGACCAGGAAAUUCAGUCAAUGAACUAUGGCAAGACCUCCUUUCCUUGCCUGAUUUAAAUAUUACACUGGAGGAUAUCCAGUCAAUUUCAAAUACCAACCAUCCAAUCGGCUCUACUGCACCCUACAAUGUGGAUUUUACUGAGGCAAUAAGUCAAGAUGUAAGUCUGCAGGAAGCCAUGUACACAUCAAGUCAGAGUGUCCGGUCCAUUGAAGAUUUGACCCAUACACCCGAAAGCUUCAUGCAAUUAAACUCAAGUACUGUUCCCGGAGGACCCCUGAGUGUAACAGAUUUAACAUCUUUAUUUCCAACUACUGACAACUGCUCUAGAAAUUCAACAAAUCAAGAUCUUCUUUCUGGUCUUGACGAGAAUGUAUUUGAUGAAAUCAACUUAAUGUCCUUAGCCCUGGAAGAAGGAUUUGAUCCUCUGGAGGUGUCUCAGUUGUUUGAAGAACCAGAUUCAGAUUCUGGACUUUCUCUCAAUUCAAGCCAUAGCCCUGCUUCUGCAAGCAUAUCUGAUUCUUCAUCGAUAACCUAUGGGGAGGAUGAAGGAGCUGCUGGCUACAGCAGUGACUCUGAGUCUGUCUCUUAUGAUGGCCUUGAAGGGGCAGUUGGAGGAACUUGGACAGAUAUCAACAAACUUUGCCAGAUGGAUUAUCAAGAUGAUGCAAGUUACUAUGAUGAAGUGUCGUUAAAUAAUGUCCGCCAUAACCAUUCAUACAAUCAGCUGCCUGACCAGUUAGAGUCCAGUCCUGAACAUCAUUACAGCUGGACAGCAAAAUCGGGUAAAUCGGGAAGCCCCUGUGUAAUGGAGAAAAGCCUCAGCCGUGAUGAACGUCGAGCUAAGUCCCUAAAAAUUCCUUUCACAGUAGAUGAAAUUGUUGGCAUGCCCGUAGAGAUGUUUAACAACAUGUUAUCCAAGCAUUUCUUGACUGAGUCACAGAUAUCCGUUAUAAGAGAUAUUCGGCGUAGGGGGAAAAACAAGGUCGCUGCUCAGAACUGUAGAAAACGUAAGCUGGAUGUAAUUUUGAACUUGGAGGACGAUGUAAAUGAGUUGAAGGCACAGAAAGAAAAGCUUUUGAAAGAACGAUCUCAAUGCAGCAAGUCCAUGGGCCACUUGAAACAGAAACUCAAUGACCUCUACCGCAAUGUGUUUAGCAGACUACGAGACGAUCAGGGCAGACCGGUCAAUCCAAGUCAAUAUUCACUGCAUUGUAAUAGUGAUGGCAGCAUCAUUGUGGUUCCAAGGAGACUGUUCAAAUCUGAGCAAAAAAAAGAUUCACAGAAAGACAAGAAACAAAAAUAAAAACCCUGAACUCGUUAAUGCAGUAGUUAUAAGGAGAGACAAACUAUCCCAAAACAUAGUGGCAGCAGUGAUAUAAUACUGUAACAUGCCAGACGUUGCGCACUGGACUAUGUGUGAUAAUGAUAAAGUAGCUGUUAACAUAUUUUUUUCCACAAGAUGGCUAUGCACUCCUAAAAAAAUAUAAAAAAUAUGAGGAAGCUGCUUUUAUCUGGCACUAAACUUGUUCAGACCGUGUGACAUACUACAAAUUGAUAUCAUCAUGGCUGUACAAUAUUAUCCUGCUUCAUACAUGGAAAUUUGGUGUAAAAUAUGACCUAGGUUGUACAAGAAGCAUUCUUAUAUCAAUAUAAUGUAUUUGGGUUUUUCUUUUGCCUUUAUUUUUUAGAAUUUUGAUUUUUCUUUUUAAACAAAUACUGAGAUAUGAGAAAUCAAAGACCUUGACACCCCAAAAAAAGACAAAAUUGUCUAAUUACAAAGUGACCUUAGAUUUAGUCUGUCGCACUGGAGCACAUUGCUAAAUGUUGUUAUAUUCUUGCUUUUUUUUUUCAUUUAAGAUAAGUGGUGUUUGUUUUUUUAAUUUAUACAAUAGAUCUAUAAAUUAUGAGUGCUACUUUUUUUUUUUGGUUCUUGUUCAUCCUUGUGUUUUAUUUUUUUUCUACAAAAAAAAGUCCUGGUGGCUGAUCCUGGUAUAUUUGUCAUAAACAGUAUUUAAGACUAUCAUUAUAAUAGCAAGCUGGAGUUGCUUAUUUUGUAUUGUUUUAUAUGUAAUUUCUCCAGUAUAAAUGUUGGCUGGCUAUUCUUUUUCUUUGUUUACAAUGGAAAUACUUGCUAAAGAAAUUUUACUUUACGAUCAACUUAUUUUGCAUUUAUACUACAGGGAAAUAUGUUUUUUUUUUUUUUUAUCUAAAAAUCCUGUUUCGUUAUUUUGAACUUGUAUGGCUGAGAUUUUUAUUCGGUAUAAAGUGAUUGCACCACCUUGUAUUUUGUUUUCAGCCCUAGUGUGUGGCCUUUCAUUCUGAGAGAGGUGGAUGAAUGUCACAGCAGCUGUUUCAAGGAAUUCUCCAUUUUAAUUUAAAGGGCCCAUGAUGGAGAGAGACCACUUAACGUCCCCAUCUCCAGAACAUCCUGAUCUGGGGCCUCUUAUGUUUUACAUGGUGCCAUAACUUUACCCUGGUAUUAUUUGUCUUUUAUCCUCACAUAAUGGAUUGUAGGAAUUGUGUUAGAUCAUCACUAGUGGUGAAUUUAACAUUUCAAAUCUGCCCUUUGCAACAGUGGGAUGAGAACUGCCCUCUAGCAAUUUUUUAUUUUUUUUAUACCGAGUAGCAUGUUGGAUCCUUCUCUUCAGUGUAGAAAAGUCAAAAUUAUAAAUUCAGUUGAAAUUUAAAAUAUGGAAAACAACUGGUAAUGUCUGCCUGUUCCAUCCACACAGGCCAGACAAACAUAUGGAGCCUUGCCAUUACAGCACCGAUGUCGCCAGUUCCUGAAGAACUUUGAUGGCUACAAUGUAUAGUCCACAUUUGUGGUUUAACAAAAAAAUAAAGCAGACAUCACAAAAUU
Molecule: messenger RNA, 3853 nt
Organism: Rana temporaria (common frog)
Lineage: Eukaryota; Metazoa; Chordata; Amphibia; Anura; Ranidae
Gene: NFE2L3
Product: nuclear factor, erythroid 2 like 3
Exons: 5
Coding region: 212-2296 (694 amino acids)
Biological process (GO): regulation of transcription by RNA polymerase II
Cellular component (GO): nucleus
Molecular function (GO): DNA-binding transcription factor activity, RNA polymerase II-specific; RNA polymerase II cis-regulatory region sequence-specific DNA binding
Source: RefSeq, a predicted model, not a curated record